AGUACUCAGACCCGGAAGCCGGAAGUUGAUGCUCAGGAAUGUUGAUGUUAGAAAGUGGAAGAGAAGAGCGUUAACGAGAGCUGCUCGAGUUAAUUAAUUAUUAGUAAUUAAAUCCGAUCAGGAUGAUUGAGAUCUCGAGCAGAAUGUGAGAGUCGGACGGAAAACAUCAUGCCGUUCAAACACAUCAGACAGCUCAGUGUGGGCCGGGCGAGGGUGUCUCAUGCGGUGGCUGUGAUCUUCCUGGAGUUCUUCUCCUGGGGUCUCCUGACCACGCCGAUGCUGACGGUGCUGCGCGAAACCUUCCCACAGCACACGUUCCUCAUGAACGGCCUCAUCCAGGGCGUCAAGGGUUUGCUGUCGUUCAUGAGCGCUCCACUGAUCGGGGCCUUGUCUGAUAUUUGGGGCAGAAAAAGUUUCCUGCUGCUCACAGUGUUCUUCACCUGCGCCCCAAUCCCACUGAUGAGGAUCAGCCCAUGGUGUUUCUUUGCUCUGAUGUCAGUGUCUGGACUUUUCUCUGUUACAUUUUCUGUGAUAUUUGCGUAUGUGGCUGAUAUUACAGAAGAGCAUGAAAGAAGCACAGCGUAUGGACUGGUUUCGGCCACGUUCGCAGCGAGUUUGGUGACGAGUCCGGCUAUCGGAGCGGUCCUGUCGGUCCGGUACGGGGACAGUCUGGUGGUUCUGCUCGCCACCAUCAUCGCAGUGGCCGAUAUUCUCUUCAUCCUGCUGGUGGUUCCCGAGUCUCUGCCCGACAAAAUGAGACUGUCAUCGUGGGGUUUCCCCAUCUCCUGGGCGCAGGCGGAUCCGUUCGCUUCUCUGAGGAAGGUUGGUAAAGACUCCACAGUGCUGCUCAUCUGUGUCACAGUGUUCCUGUCGUAUCUGCCGGAGGCCGGACAGUACUCCAGCUUCUUCCUCUACCUGGGACAGGUCAUUAACUUCUCAUCAGGAGCAAUUGCGGCGUAUAUUGCGAUGGUGGGAAUCCUGUCCAUCAUUGCACAGACGUUACUUUUAAGCAUUCUAAUGAAGAGAAUUGGCAAUAAAAGCACAGUGCUUCUGGGACUGGGGUUUCAGCUGCUCCAGCUGGCCUGGUACGGCUUCGGGUCAGAACCAUGGAUGAUGUGGGCGGCCGGGACCGUCGCUGCCAUGUCCAGUAUCACCUUUCCCGCCGUGAGCGCGCUCGUCUCUCACUGCACAGAUCACGACCAGCAGGGAGCGGUUCAGGGAAUGAUCACAGGGAUUCGAGGUCUGUGUAACGGACUCGGCCCGGCUCUCUUCGGAUUCAUAUUCUUCCUCUUCAAUGUGGAGCUGAAGGAGAUAAGCCCCGUCCCGAACCCCGUCACACCCGGCACCGAAGAGAAGUCCGUUAUUCCUGGUCCUCCGUUCCUGUUCGGCGCUUGUACGGUUGUGCUGGCGCUUCUGGUGGCGGUCUUCAUCCCGGCUCAACACACUCUGGUCGUGAAGACGUGCAGCACGAGGAUCAUGACGGAGCCGGUGAGCGGUGGCCCCGAGAACGGCUCCGUUCCUGUGAGCGACGAGGACAACGAGCCUCUUCUACAGGACAGUAGCUUAUAGACCACUGAACCCCUACAAGGUUUCCAUUCCAGGAGUGUGUCUGAAAAAGCUUUGUAUGAGAUGUCUAAACGUCUUUUUGGUGACACUUUAUAACAAGGUCUUAUUUGAUAACAUUGCAUUAGCUAACAUUAAAGGGAUAGUUCACCCAAAAAUUCUAAUUAGCCCAGGAUUUACUCACCCAGAAGCCAUCCUAGGUGUGCAUA
Messenger RNA from Rhinichthys klamathensis goyatoka, 1772 nucleotides. RefSeq names its product major facilitator superfamily domain containing 14Bb (gene slc71a2b). NCBI's taxonomy places the organism in Eukaryota, Metazoa, Chordata, Actinopteri, Cypriniformes, Leuciscidae. Gene Ontology annotation, biological process: transmembrane transport. Bases 169 to 1569 code for a protein of 466 amino acids. The transcript is spliced from 12 exons. Gene Ontology annotation, molecular function: transmembrane transporter activity. Gene Ontology annotation, cellular component: membrane. The record is from RefSeq and is a predicted model, not a curated record.